Molecule: messenger RNA, 3593 nt
Organism: Zootermopsis nevadensis
Lineage: Eukaryota; Metazoa; Arthropoda; Insecta; Blattodea; Termopsidae
Gene: Wwox
Product: WW domain-containing oxidoreductase
Molecular function (GO): protein binding
Source: RefSeq, a predicted model, not a curated record
AGGAGGAUACUACAAUGAUCUAACAAAAUAUUGGGUUAUUUGAAAGUCAUGAAUGUGUGUUCUCAGAUAAUCAGCUGACACUGACAAAUAUAGUUUCUGUUUCCGAGUGGUCGAAAUCAGUUUAUGUCUGCUUGAAUGAUAUGUACUUUGUGUAUUCACGUCCCAUAGACAGUCUGAUUUCUGGUUCCAUCGAAUAUAUGUAGUCGUGCGCGUGCAUUGUCGUCCGUAUUAUCUGUGAACAGUAAUAUAGUUUAGGGUAUGGUCAAUGAGGGACAUGUUGAUGUUAUGAUCUUUGUUAAGUAGCUGGCUUUGCUUGCAACACACGUUCUUGAACGCAGUUUGUGCUUUACAGUGCCCCUUGAUUGUAGUAUGCAGAUGUCAUGUGGAAUGUGCAUGUGACUUGUCCUGGAACUGGAACGCAUAUUUUGUUAUAUUAAUGGCGGCUAUAAUGCCAGAUUCUGACAGUGAAGAUGAGUUGCCGCCAGGAUGGGAGGAAAGAGCGACAGUGGAUGGUAGCGUCUAUUAUGUCAAUCAUGCAACCAAAGGAACCCAGUGGACACAUCCCAGGACUGGCAAGAAGAAGGUUGUGUCAGGAGACUUACCAUUUGGCUGGGAGAAGUGUGUGUCAGAAGAUGGGAAAGUCUUCUAUGUGGAUCAUGGCAACAGGCAAACAACUUACAGUGAUCCCCGCCUGGCAUUUGCUACUGAAGAAAAGGAAUAUGCCCAGGACUUCCGUCAGAGGUUUGAUGGCUCUACAAUGGCACUGCAAGUGUUGCAUGGUCGAGACCUUGCAGGCAAAGUGGCAGUUGUGUCGGGUGCCAGUACAGGCAUAGGAUUUGAGACAGCUCGUUCUCUGGCAUUGCACGGUUGCACUGUGGUGUUUGCUUGCCGAGAUCUCAUCAGAACACAGGCAGCCAUUGAUAGGAUCAAGGAUGAGAGAGCUAAUGUGAAAUGUGAUGUUAUUGAGCUGGACCUUGCAAGGCUGCGCAGUGUUAGGAUUUUUGCUGAACACUUCAAACUAAACUACAAGAAGUUGGACAUACUGGUGCUGAAUGCUGGUGUAUUUGGUCUUCCUUUCUCCCUCACACAUGAUGGUUAUGAAACUACAUUCCAGGUGAAUCACUUGAGCCACAUGUACAUGACCCUGCUUCUUGAACCUCAGCUGUGUCAAGGUUCAAGAGUGAUUGUCGUUUCUUCAGAAUCACAUAGGUUUGCUAAUUUGAGUGGUGAUACCCUCAGCCAGACAGCACUGUCACCAUCGUCUGCAACACAUUUCUGGUCCAUGAUGGCUUACAACAACUCUAAAUUGUGUAACAUUCUAUUUGGACUGGAACUUGCCAGAAUGUGGGAGAAAAAGGGGAUUAUUGUCAACACCAUCCAUCCUGGAAACAUGGUUAGCUCAAAUCUGAGUCGAAACUGGUGGUUAUACCGAUUUCUCUUUGCUAUUGUACGCCCAUUCACAAAAUCUUUGCAACAAGCAGCAAGCACAACCAUAUACUGUGCAACAGCGCCAGAGUUAGAUGGUGCCACAGGGCUUUACUUCAACAAUUGUUGCCGUUGUGAACCUAGUAAGGCGGCCCAAGACCCAGAGCUGGCUCAUGUCUUAUGGCAGCUAAGCACCAAAAUGAUUCAAGCAGUCAUUAACUCAGAAGAAGAUAUUAUUGCAGUUGAAAAUUAGCAUAUUGAGUACCAAGAGCACAUUACUCAAAAAAUUGUGUACAUUUCUGUAACAUCAUGUUUCUUAUUGUGUGUUUCCUUGUAAGAUAUGCCUUCUCUUUCUUUCCUGGUGUCUUAAUUCAGAAAGUGUGUGAAAAUAAUCUUGAGGGAUUAGGAUGAUUUGUAUAUCACAGCAACUUAGAACUGAACCCUGAUGAGGGGGUAUAGGACAAAAUACAGUCGAUUACAUUUCAUUUUGUUGCAGCUAUGAAAGUGAAAGCUGGGUUCACAAAUCCAAAAAAACACUAUAAGAAACAUAUCCAAAAUCUUUUAAUGUUGAAUAACGUUUAUAAAAUCACGGUACACUCGACGGAAACUGUAAGAUGUAGGGUAACGCUGGUGUGUAACUUCUUCAAACGCCAAUAACUCGAGACCUAUCUAAGAUAGAGAAAUUAAAGAUUAAAUAAAUGGCUUUUUCUACAUGAUGUUUACUUUAUUCCAUAAUGCAUAUUUUACACAUUAUUGAAAUAAUUACCCAAAACAUGUAAUAACUAUACCCUCGUUACUUAACUUCAACUGCUUGCCACAUCUAAAGCGUAAGAGUUAGAUCUGGACAUAUUGCGAGUGAAAUACGUAAAUAAACAGAAGCUUUGCAAAUUUGCAAACAGAUAUCAGCUAACUCCUAUGGUUUAGGAGUUUUAGCCAUUUAUUUGGUAACAGAACGGUUCUAUAGUGAGUGUGUUGAGUACAUGACGCAACACAUAGAUAAGCUGUCGGCGUAUGACGUCACAUAUAAAUAAUAUGUAAAGGUAUACAUUAAUGUGUAAAUAAAAUUUUGUUUCAGUACAAAUAUACUUCUACAGUUAAACGUUAUUCAAUGUUAACUGGGGAACCGUGGUUCCACUGUCAAUUUUUUAUAUAUUUAUGAUAUGCUUAUAAAGUAUACAUAAUAGGCUGUUUGAAUCAAACAAAAGUUUGUACCAUUUUACAGUUCAUCUUCAGACAAACUCCAGAGUUAUUCUUCAUCUGUACUCGUGUAAUCCAAACUCUGUGCUGAGUGAAGAAUCAUGCUGUUGAUUGCUUCAUCCAAUAAACAGUCUCAUUACCAAAAUUUUUUUGUCUUCAUCAUAUGGGAGCAGCAGCUUUGCCAUUUUUCUUUUGUGUGUUCAGCUAAUACUUCUGAACAAAACAUGUGUUUGGCCUUCUAAUUCAUAGACAUGCAUUCUUCCUUUAUCUCACUAUGAAGAAGAAACAGAAAUUGUAAUCAGUGGAAAGUACCCUUACUGAUAAAAUGUGGUUGUUACUUUUACUGUAAUUCCUAUGCUAUUAUAACACAAUUUAAAACUAAAAAUGUUAAUUUUUCUGUAACAAAAAUGACUGCAUUUAUUUUGUUUCUGAAAUGCCACCAUUUGUAACGUUAUCAGCUUCUCAGCCAGAAAUGGACAAAUCACUAUCAUUGUUAGGAAUCGACGAUACAAUUAAAGAGAAUUAAAGUGAUUCACUGCAUCUCCCUCCAUACCACCUCAAUUUGUAUCCUAUCAGACUGGUUUAGGAGACAAACAUGGAGUUGCACAAGACAAGGACUGUAUUAUACCCUCACACCAAACACAGACCAGCAGUGAAUCACUUCCCAAAGUAGAUAAAGGCAUACCUCGUUUUAUUGAGCUUCGCUUUAUUGCGCUUCGCAGAUAUUGCGUUUUUUACAAAUUGAAGGUUUGUGGCAAGUCUAUCAGCGCCAUUUUUCCAACAGCAUGUGCACACUUCAUGUCACUGUCACAUUUUGGUAAUUCUUGCAAUAUUUCAAACUUUUUCACCACCACCCUGAUCAGUCAGCAGCCAUCGAGGCAAGACCCUCCAUCAGCAAAAAGAUUAUGACUUGCUGAAGGCUCAGAUGAUGGUUAGCAUUUUUUAGCAAUAAAGUAUUUUUGAUAAAGGCA